Messenger RNA from Huiozyma naganishii CBS 8797, 420 nucleotides. RefSeq names its product Egd1p (gene EGD1). Gene Ontology annotation, cellular component: nascent polypeptide-associated complex; cytosol. The record is from RefSeq and is a predicted model, not a curated record. The coding region runs from base 1 to 420 and encodes 139 amino acids. Lineage: Eukaryota; Fungi; Ascomycota; Saccharomycetes; Saccharomycetales; Saccharomycetaceae. The transcript has a single exon.
AUGCCAAUUGACCAGGCCAAACUUGCCAAACUUCAGAAACUUUCCUCCACGAGGAAAGUCGGUGGGACGAGACGGAAGCAGACGAAGAAAGUCGGUGAGCCGGUCGUGGACGCCAAGUUAUCCGAACAUCUUUUGAAACUUGACGCCGUGCCAUUGCAGGGGAUUGAGGAGGCCAACUUGUUUUUCGAGAACGGGAAUGUGCUAAACUUCCAGCCGGUGGAGAAAGUCGAAUGUGCGGCAGACUACAACGUCUCUAUGAUCCAUGGGAAGCCAAGCACCAAAAAAUUGGACGAUAUCUUGCAAGAAGUUGUCCCACAGCUGGGACCAGAGGCAUAUUUCGCGUUGAACCAACUGGAUGUCAAAAUCAAAGAGUUUGAAGAGGAGAAGAAGAACAACAACAAGAAAGUUACCGAACUGUGA